Molecule: messenger RNA, 6957 nt
Organism: Phaedon cochleariae (mustard beetle)
Lineage: Eukaryota; Metazoa; Arthropoda; Insecta; Coleoptera; Chrysomelidae
Source: the annotation of a GenBank genome assembly
GGUGGAAGAAGGAUCGCUUUUCUGUUUCUAGUUUCUGUUUAUAGUUACAAAUGUGUUCAUGUACUACUGCCAUAAAUAUUUAAGAACAAAUAAUUUAGUGUAUCUGUCUAUUACUAGGUAUAGAUAAUACUGUAAUUACUGUAAAGUAGGAAUACCCAGAAAUCUUCAUGCAGAGCUACCGAGGUCGAAAGCCAAGCGGUUCGGCAGCCACCGGUACCUUAUUGCCACAGGAGAGCGGUAGUACUCCGGUAGCAGUACCUCCCGGUGCCGCGCAGCCUUCCGCAUCUAGGCCCAGUUCGCAGCCUACGUCCGUACCGAUGCCAGUGCAGCAACAACCUAUGGCCCCAAUGCCUUUCUACGCUGACCCAAACAGAUUUCCCACACCAGUAUGGCAGGCAGACCCAACGCAAGGGUGGCCGCAAAGCCAGUUUAUCCAACAAAUCCCUCCAACCGGACAACCUAUAGAGACCUACCAGCAAUACCCGAACGGUAUCUACCAAGCCACCUACCAACCCGCAUUCGAAGCGAAUACCUUCUACUCGGGGGCAGUGCAAGUUUUGGCCAACCCCAGACCAUCUAGUACUCCUAUCCAGCAAGUACAGCUGGCACCACCGCGACCGAAUUCCAAUUACUCACACACUCCCAGCCCUAGUCCAGUGCAGCAGCAACAACAGCAGCAGCAACCUAACAACAGUAGGCAGUACCAGGAGUACAACAUUGCUCAACAAGGGAACCAGUCCCAACAGAACUUCAUCCCUCCUGCUACCACCCCUACCGCUAACGAAUCAUCACAAAACGGCAAUACCUCGAGACCUGGGUCCGUCAACAACAUUGGCAACCCUCCUACUCCCAAUCAGAAUUUCGCUCAACAAAUACCUCAAACUGCCCAACAGCAACAAGUCAACCACCAGCAGCAGCAACAACAACAGCAGCAGCAGCAACAACAGCAACAGCAAGCAUUCACCACAAUAAGCAAUUUCAGCCCGAAUUCCGCCACGAAUUACGUGAACGCAAGUUCGGGAAACGGUCAGCCUGGGUACCCGCAAGUGAACGCCAGCAGUCCGCAGGUAGUUUCACACAACUCUAGUGGUUACCCAGGCCAGGACCAGUACGGCGGACAGGAGCAUCAGGAGUGGCAGAACGAAGGGCAAAUCAUGUGGGAACAGCAGCACAUGAAAGUCGAACCGGACUACGAACACCAGGAGCACUACAUGCAACAAGUGUCGCACUCGCCGAACAAGAUGGAGGAGACGCAGCCGGCUAAGACGUUCUCGCAAGCCGACAAGGUGAAUCUCAAUACGCGAAUCAAAACGAUGAUACUCAACAAGCAACAGCAAGACAACAAGUUGGAGGAGAACAAAGCAGCUGAACAAAACACUACCGGUCAUUUUUUAUGGUUUAGCCACCAUCAACACUUAGCAAAGCAAUUAGGUGCUGAUGGUGGCUCCCACAAAAAUCCCGAUUUUUACAGUACAAAGAACGAAGACUCGAGCGCUGCCUUCAAUAAAUAUAGUCAGAUCAACUCUUUGAAACAAUACAGGCAUAGAGUUGGCCAGAAAAUGCACAAUGAAAGUCAACCUCACAACCAUUUAUAUCAAUCACAGCAGCCAAUUCCAAACCGAUAUCAAGAUAAUUCUGGUGACGUACAAAGUCCGUCUCCUAAGUCGGAAGUCGGCUCAACGCAGCACUGCAAUUAUCUAGAACCACGUGUGAACAAACAAUACAUUGAGCUCAAGUCUCGACAUGAAUCCGCACAAUCAAGACAAUAUCAAGUUAGAGAUGAGAAGGCUACUGUACUCAACAGCGACUUCAUCAAAUUCGAAACCGAACACUACCAGCGCUUGGUGGACGAGGAAAAUAAGAAACACGAAAACUCCCAAAAGAAACCACCGGGUACCAUCCUCAACAGCGACUUCAUAAAAUUUGAAACGGCGAAUUACCAGCGCCUGCUAGAGGAACAAGUGAAGAACGCCGAGACCGUCCGACCGCGAAUAUCGAAACACAUCCAGCCUUCAUCCAUGGACUGCGCAUGCGUGCUGCCGCCAGAUUCGUCCUCGGAAUCGGGGGUGUUUUACACUCAUCUGGGGUGCGCCGCUAGUGCGGGGAGUCUUAGGAGGGACUUGGAGGACAGGACUGGCGUUAAAGGAGGCGCGAUACGGAUUAUGAGGGUGCGGCAUACUCGCAAAGAGGGCAGGACUGUGCAGGGCUGCCCUGUUGCCAAAUGGAUUGUCCGUCGACAAAACACUGAGGAAAAGUACCUGGUCCUAGUCAAACAUCGCAAAGGCCACUCUUGCCAUGCCGCAUUCAUAGUGAUAUGCCUUGUAGCCUGGGACGGAGUAGCAAGGAACAGCGCCGAUGACCUCUACUCAUUCCUUGCAGAAAAACUCAACAAGUUUGGUCUCCCGACAGAGCGCAGGUACGUGUGGCAGGAACGAAACCCGGACCUGCGCUUGCCAGGGCGUCGAAGAGGCCAAUUCGGGCGCCAGCUUCACCUUCGGCUGCUCCUGGUCCAUGUUCUACAACGGCUGCAAGUGGAAGAAAAACUUCAAGACCUCGCCGACCACCUCAGUCCCAUCUACGCAUGUCUAGCGCCCCAGUCUUUCGCCAAUCAAACGCGCCACGAGCACGUGGCCGCCGACUGCCGCUUGGGCAGCAAACCGGGCCGCCCCUUCUCCGGCGUCACCGCCUGCCUGGAUUUCUGCGCGCACGCUCACAAGGACCAGCACAACAUGGUCGACGGGUGCACGGCGGUGGUGACACUGACCAGGCACAGAGGGCAGGCGAGGGCGGUAGAUGAGCAGCUGCACGUGCUGCCCAUGUACGUGGCGGAGGGGGAAGAAGAGGACGAUGGUGGGGAGGGUGGGCGACAAGGUGGUGUAGAGGUGUUGGACAGGUUUUAUAGCGAGGUCAGAACGUGUUCAGUCGCCGGCGAGUCGCCAAGUCGAAGAAAAGCCACGAAAACGUCAGGAGGCAAAAGAGGCAGACCUCGCAAGGACCUCACAAGCGACACCGUGCCCAGACCACCGAGUGCCCCAUCUGGAGGCAAGAGGGGCCGCCCGAGAAAAGUGCCCACCCCCCAACCUGCUUCCCCUUCCACCACCUCCCCUAGGCCGGAGAUACAGAGCGGCCAAGUGUCCAGCACGGUCUCUGGCUAUCCGAAGAAGCCAUGGGGCUACGAUUAUUCCUCAGACAGCAGCAACUCCUCCUUCUCCAUGUUGAACGACAGCUAUCCGUCUAGUCCGUCCCCUAGUCUGCCGCAGUUCUCUGUUUUCAAAACGCCGAUGACACCCAUGAGCAACCAUUACUCGCAAAUGGGCUACCUCAGGAACGAGAGCGAUUCCCCGGAUAAUUACGAUCCCAGCUACUACUAUUUCCUGCCAAGCACUUCUUCCACUCCCCAUCCGCAGGCUUACAAAGUGAGCAAUCCCUUCGACGAUUCGUAUACCCCGGCCUCUGGAGAUUGCACGCCUCGGCCGAAAGAGCAGACUGUGAACAUCAGCUAUUCAGACAAUGAGGAAUGUUUCCGAGAUAGCGAGAUAGGUGGCGUGGCUAUUUCCUUGCCGCACGGCAGCGUUUUGUUCGAGUGCGCUAAGCACGAGGUGCACGCGACAACUGCCUUGAAAACACCGGAUAGAACGUCUCCAACAAGGAUUUCUCUUGUGUUUUAUCAGCACAAGAGCAUGAACAAGGCCCAGCACGGUUUCUAUGAGAACCAGGAAAAGGCCAGGCUCAAGUCCGAGAUGAAUAGUUCGUUGAAGUUGGAGAGAUCCGAUAUGGAUUCCGGUGGUUUCGGAAGUUGUUUGGAUGAUGUUCGUUUGCGGGCGCCUACGUUGCCUACCCAUUCAUGGACUACUACGAUUCCGAUGUUUCCGUGUGUUGUAUCAGGUCCGUUUCAGGAACAAUCGUCUCAGAUAGAUUUGGAAGACUAGGAUAUUCUUCUGAAAAUUUGAUGAUAUGCCUUAUAGAUCUUAACAUCUUGAUUAUAUAGGGUGGUUAAAUUUUUGUUUCAAACUAAACUUUCCUUACUAUAGGUCGUAUAGGUAACAUGUUUAGAAAUACUUUUUUUUGGUGCUAAGAUCUCACAGGUAGCUAUUGAAUUUUCAGAAGAUGUUGCCGAAAUCUUUUUCCAAUUACAAGUUCACAGCGAUUUCAAACCUAGAAGAUAAUCAGUGUUCUAUAGUCGAGGUAAAAACCAUGGUUACCCAACAGUACUUUCAAUUGCCAUAAAUUCGAAAAAAAAAAAACGUUUUAGUCCCCUACUAGUCCAAUACCCGGAAGAAUGUGGUGAAAAUGAAACAGGUGAAGAUAAAAUACUGUAGGCACCAAUAGAUUUAUGUGGUUCUCUUUAAUGGAUAGCCCUCUACAUAAUGCUUCAAUAUCUCUUUUAAACUGGACAAAAACAAUUAGUGAUAUCAAUUCAACUUCGAAUGAAAGUGCUCAAAAAAACUGAAUAACUCGAAUUUUGGAUCAAGUUGUCAUGGAUUUUUUAAAAAAUAUAUCUGAUUUUCAAUCAGAAAGCAGCAUCCGAAGGUUGUUUUUUCUUCAUCAAAAUCCGUUGCUCAAUACUUAUAGUUUUCCAGUUAUAUCAUACAGAGUGAUGAAGAAUAAGGCUCACAAGAACACAUUUUGGUUCAUCCAUAUUUCACAGAAAUUGUGAAUUUUUCUGAAAAUUAUCUUCUUCGAAUCUUCCAAUUUUCGCCUUCUUAUGAAAUUGUCAUAGUGGAUAUUGAAGCAAUGAUUAUUCAUACACAAAAAGGUAAAAUAAGAAAGGUGAAAUCGUCUGUUACAAUCAUUUGUACAGAGUUAUCCUUAUCAUUUUUUUAUGAAAGAAAACGAACAAUAUGCGGAAGUUGAAUGCCGCAAAGAUAUCUUUCCACAGCCUUAUCAAAAGUUUUACAGGGUGAUCGCUGAAACGUGACAAACCACAAAUAAUUUUCUUAAAUGGAAUACCCUUUUUUAUAUAUUUUUUUCAGAAUCUAUGAUUUUUUGUGAAGUGUUGUGGAAAAGGCCUCAUUGUCGUAUUCAACUUCCGCAUAAUCGUUUCUUCUUAUUGAUGAAAAUAUGACGUUAAUAUAUGGGUGUACCUUUUUGAUGAAUAACCCUGUACAAAUGGUGUGCUACGAUGAAAGUUCUGGAAUAUAAUCUCGAAUUAUGUAAAAACUUGACGCCAAUUUAAUAAAAUCUCAAAAUUUCUAGAAAAAAUACCUCGAAAUUUUUUUUUGCCCUAUGUCGAAUAUCUAGUAGUAGAAGACAGAAAAACACAUUAUAAAAAACCGACAAUUUCAAAGAUGUUGGGUCACCUGGUAUGCCAUAGUCUGGACCUUCUUUUGCUGUCCAGAAAGACUGAAAAGGGACUUUGAACAGUUACUUUAGAUUACUCUCUGGGAACCGAUAUUACCGUCAUUUACCAUAAAACUUACAAAUGAUUACGUUCGUUAAAAAAUCCCAAAGUGUGAAUUCGCAUGCAAUCAUCUUUAUCAUAACCAGAACGAAGAUAUUUUCAUCAGUGCCUCUUGAUCUCUAAAUGAUAGUUAAACCAGUUGAAUCCAAAGUACAAAUAGAAUUAAACUUGUCAGAUACCAGUAAGUACCAAUGAUAUGGACAUUUACGAAAUAAAUAGUAAGAUUUUUCGAAUUGUUCAUUCACAAUCAACCCUUUUCCACAUCCGAAAAUAAAUCCACAUAUUUAUAUUGUUGCAUGAUAUAUUUAGAGUAUUUGUAGUGAAAAUAUUCUAAUGGUAUGUUUGUGUAAGAAUAAACUUUAUUUUUUUAAUUCGUCAAAAGUUUGGAAUGUUUCAUAAGUAUAUUGUAUAUUUUGAACCAUAUAUGAAUGGUUGAAAUAUUAAAAACGUUAAUCAUUCGUAUUAUCUCGAUAUUCAAAUUUUCUGUGUAAAAACUGAAAAACUAGAUAACUAGUCCACGAUUUUUGCCUUCGAAAAUAAUUCUCUUUGAAUGGAAAUAAGAUAUUUUUCAGAGCCCUAAGUAUAUAUACAUAGAUUUAAAUUUGGUUCACGUUGUCCAUGCUGGAUUACGACAUUCGGUAUUGUGUUCUUCAUUAAGAGGCCAUACUAUGUUGUAAAUGAUAUUAAUGUAUGCAUUUAACUUUUCUAGUUUUGAAAGUAUAUUUUUGACACGAGGAAAAAGAAAGUAUUUAUAAUGUUCUUAGAAUGCCUACAAAAUUAAAUUAUUGUAUAGUGUUUUAGUAUACCCAGUCACUUCUUCGAGAAUAUAAAUAUGUUAUGGAAGUAAAUGAUGCCAAAUAUUUAAAAUAGAUUUUUAGAAUGUAUUCCUUAUUUAUACGGUAAAUCUUCCAAGCCAACUAUGUGGCAGCCACAUUUUUUAAUGAUGUAAUGUAAUAUAAGUUACAUGUUUUUAUAGCACCUUAUUUAUUUAUUUAUUUAUUUGCCAUAUUCUUCUAUACUUUAUAGUUUGUAUUUUCUAAGCAAGGUCAUAAUUUCAUUUUGAUUUUCACAAAAUUUCAAAAUUCUAUAGUUUUACAUGUCAUGUCUGUGCAAUACACCUUCAACAGUAUUAUGUUAUUCAUGGUAGAAAAUACAAACUAUGAAGAUCCUGGAACCCAGUUAUAGUGAGUAUUGAAACAUGUAAAUAUUUUUUUACACAAUUCUAGUGAACGUAUUUUAGAAAACCGAAACCAAAAAAGCAAUCAUUGGAAUACUUGUGUAUAUAGUUCAGUUCUUGAGUAUAGAUACUUUCAUCAAUUUUUCCACAUCAUCAUAUACUUAAUGUUGAAAACGCACUUUUCUAAAUCCAACAAAAAUAAGCAAUAUUAAUUAAUUAAAUCCAUAUCAAACGAUGAAAGUAUCCACCUGAUGAAAAAUGUGUUUUAUUAAAAAUGAAAUACCUAACCAUUUGUAUUUUCAGUAAGUAGUAGUAGACUUUUUUAGUUUAGAUUUAAGAGAAAACCAAUUAGUGUCUGGUCUUGUGAAUACAUUUAUAU